Molecule: messenger RNA, 1288 nt
Organism: Ipomoea nil (Japanese morning glory)
Lineage: Eukaryota; Viridiplantae; Streptophyta; Magnoliopsida; Solanales; Convolvulaceae
Product: E3 ubiquitin-protein ligase PUB24-like
Exons: 1
Coding region: 20-1267 (415 amino acids)
Biological process (GO): protein ubiquitination
Molecular function (GO): ubiquitin protein ligase activity
Source: RefSeq, a predicted model, not a curated record
AAAAAUUAAAGAAACAUUCAUGGACAUCGCUGUUGAAACCCCAGCGUUCUUCAUCUGUCCGAUCUCUCUCCUCAUCAUGAAAGAUCCCGUCACGGCCGUCACCGGCAUAACCUACGACCGGGAAAGCAUCGAGAAAUGGGUGCUCGACGGGGACAACACCUUCUGUCCCGUCACCAACUUGCCGUUGCCGAGAGACUCCGACUUAACGCCCAACCACACGCUCCGCCGCCUCAUCCAGGCCUGGUGCACCGCCAACGCCGCCUUCGGCGUCGACCGGAUUCCGACGCCCAAGACGCCUCUCAGUAAGGUUUACGCCGUGAAACUCGUCCGGGAUCUCUCGAGGCCCAGGCUCCGGCUGAAAACGCUGCAGAAGCUGGAGAUGCUGGCGAUGGAGAAAGAAUCGAACAGGAAAUCCAUGGUGGAAGCCGGGGUUGUUAAGGAGCUUUUGUCUUGUCUCAUCGGAUUUUACAAGAAAGACGAAAAGAUCGGACUGGAACAAACCCUCUAUGUUCUUUACCUAAUCCGAGGUUUCUCCUGCGAAACUACGAACAAAUUUAUAGCGGAAAACGAUAAUCUCCUCGACGCGAUCUUGUGGGUUUUGGACUGCGCGCCGCAGACGACCCAAACCGCCAUGAAAAGCCAUGCACUCUGCGUGAUGAAAACGGUGGUCGGAAAAGCCAACCCCGCCGCCCUGGAACGGCUCCUAACGCCGGAGAUUCUCAAGAAGAUUGUGAAUUUCUUGAAAGACAACAAUACCAUAACAAAACAAGGCUUACACGCCGCAUUGAAGAUCAUGUUAGAAAUCUGUCUCCUGGGAAGAAACCGCGUGAGAAUGGUGGAAUCCGGCGCGGUUUUCGAGCUCAUCGAACUGGAACUGAAUCUCUCCCCAGCGGCAGACAAGAAAACAACCGAGCUAGUCCUAGGAAUCUUGUUCCAUUUAUGUUCCUGCGCCGACGGGAGAGCGCGGCUGCUCAGCCACGCCGCCGGGAUCGCCGUGGUGACGAGGAAGAUCCUCAAGGUGUCUCCGGCAGCCGACGAUCGGGCCGUCCUGAUUCUUUCGUUGAUUUCUAGGUUUUCUGCUACGAGUGGGGUUCUUCAAGAAAUGCUGCGGGUUGGAACUGUGGCGAAGCUUUGCAUGGUUCUUCAAGCCGGUUGUGAAUCGUACUUAAAGGAUAAGGCAAAGGAGAUUCUAAGAACACAUUUUGAUGUUUGGAAGAAUUCACCUUGUGUUGAAGUGGCUACAUUGACAAGGUACCUAGCUAGCUAGCUAGCUGAUUUCAAUUUUCAU